CCGCGUUACACCGACGCAGAGCAUACGUAACCCUAGAGCCCACGCCGUAACCCUACGCCGUAGGUUCUGCGUCGAUUUAACGCGGAACCAUAAUUCACGCUUCACGGGUGAACUUCAGCUGCACAUAGAAAGUUGUUCCCAAGACACAGGUCGGUCUGCGGGCUGUCACGACCUGUGCGCGGCUGAGUGGAGGAACAUAUACCAACCCCGGACUUUUCUGGGACCGGGACAAACAGACUUGUCAUGGGAUGUGAGGAUCAGCGGUUGCAUCGUCCAGGACCGGAGCCUUGCAGCGAUGCGUGAGCAGCCCGCCCCGCCGCAGAGGCAGCCGUCCAGCGGGCUGCGAGGGCGGCCGGAGCCGGCGGGCGGGGCGAUGGCCCCGGCUCUGCACUGGCUGCAGGAUGCUGCAGCUGUCAGUCUCCUCAGAGCCCGGAGGACUUUAUUCCAGGCAGCCAUCCUGUUUUGCACCCUGGGCCUGCUGCUCUGGGUCUCCAUCUUCCUGUACGGGAGCUUUUAUUACUCCUACAUGCCCACAGUGAGCUUCGCCACUCCUGUGCACUUCUACCACCAGUCUGACUGUGAUGCCCCCGAGUCCUCGCUCUGCUCUUUCCCCACAGCAAACAUCUCCUUCAUCAGGAACGACAGAGAAGAGGUGAUGGGCAAUGGCCAGCCUUACAGGGUGUCUCUGGAGCUGGAGAUGCCAGAGUCUCCUGCCAAUCAGCAGCUGGGUAUGUUCAUGAUCAGGAUGUCUUGUUACACCAGGGAUGGGAAGAUUGUCUCCUCAGUGGGGAGAUCCACCAUGCUGCAUUACCGCUCCCACUUUCUGCAGACCCUGAGCACUUUGUUCUUCUCUCCUUUCCUCCUGACUGGGAUGGCCGAACAGAAGCAGCUCAUAGAAGUGGAGCUCUUUACGGAUUACAAGACGAAUGCUUAUGAACCCACUGUUGGUGCGGUCAUUGAAGUCCACUCCAAACGGGUGCAGAUCUACUCAUCGCAGCUCCGUAUCCAUGCUUACUUCACUGGUAUCAGAUAUGUUAUGUACACCUUCCCCGUCACAUCUGCGGUCAUUGGUGUGGCCACCAACUUCGCCUUCCUCAGUGUCGUGGCACUGUUUGGCUACCUCCAGUUUGUCUGGGGUGGGCUCUGGCCUCCGGAUCAAGUCAAGGUCAGAGUCAUGAUGGGGGAUGACACCCGCAUCCAAAAGAGGAAGGAAGAGGUUAGAAAGCGCAUGGAGAAAGAAAACUCACAGAAAGAACUCAAUGUCCCUGCGGUGAUUGGAUCUUUGAAUGGGACACAUGAUUUUCACGGAAAUGGCACAAAAGUUGUGUCACCAUCAGAUUCACCCGUUGUAAACCCCGACGCCUCUGGGGCCGAAGCUCCAGAUAGCAAGGAAGAAGAGUCUCAUGACUCCGAGGAGCCAGAGGAGAUUGACACCUCGGAUGUUUUGAAGGGAUGCCUUCUACAACCUGGAGAGAGAGCUCUUCGACAGAGACCUGCCGCCUGGAUGAGUCUUUGAACCUUAAAGUAUGCAUAGUCUAUGCUCAUAUGUUUUGGAUAUUUUUAUCUUCAGCAGCUGAUAGACUAAAACAAACAUGCAAUUCCAUAAACGUAUCAUUCCUUUGUGAUAUCCUAUCGUAGCAUGUUGAAGCUUAUUGUUUUGGUAUCAGUUUAUCUUGGGGUAACUUUAGGCUCUGUUUGUUUCUGUCCUCUGUUCGCAGCAUUGUUACAAGGCGUACGUUUGAGCCAUUUGCUUUUUUCCUGGUAUCAGGCGGUGUUACAUUCUAGCUCCACCAUGUCCCUUGGUGUUGUCAUCAGGCGUUUGCCAACAAUUCAAAACACCCUUGUAAGGUUAAACCCUCCUAUUGUUUUAGUGUCCUGGCAUCUGCGUUAUGGUAUUUUCUCACAUCACAGUCACGCCUUCAUAAAUAAGGCACAGCUUCAGUCUUUUUUUUUUUUUUAAGUAAUAGCCAAUGAUUGUUGAUUAUUAACGCAAACACAAGAAGAGUCACAUCUUUAUUUGAAUAUUAGAGAACCAGCAAGGAACACAAAAUGGUAACUUUCAUGCAACUUUUUUUUUUCUCAGAAGCUCUUUCAGAGCAAUUUGAUGGGGGGUGGGUCCAAAUCAAAAAGUGUCUUUGUUUUAAGUCACUUUCCAGGAGAAAAAAAAACAGCCUGGGGGAUAUAAGAAAGUUGUUCUCUUUUAGUCAUUUUUCUUUCCAUCAUAUAAAUACAUGUUCUGUCUGUAUGAAUCUGGUGACUUGAUUCUUAAAUGCUGUUACACAGUUGGUCUUCAUGUUCAAGUCUUUGUUAAUUGUACUUUGCACUUUGCGUUGUUUAUUUUGUUUGCUUCUCCAAUAAGCACAGUGCAAUCAAAAUGUUUUAGAGAAAUAUAGGUUUAUGAAUAAAUGUAGAACUUGACUGUGUUUAACAUUGAUAAGUGUACAUUAUAAAAAUGAUAAGUGAAGGUACUGAGUAAAAGUUGACGUUGUAAAGGCAGUUUAACUGAAUUUGAUGAAGGUCAGCCGUAAAAUGUGGGAUCUACGCUUCAGGGGAGCUAUGGAUUUAAGCUUUUAGGAACUGUAAGUUGUGUUUACUGGAUGUGGGACGGAGAUGCUGUUAAAUAAUAUGGAACCUUUGAAGAUUGAUGAGCAGAUGUUGUUCAUAAAUUGAACAAAUAAAGUGAACAUAUAGCAGCCAACUCCUCUUUGUUUAUCUCCUUUGACAUAAUUACAGCUAAGUUACAAGACUGCAUAAAACCGACGUGAGGUCCUAUACCCAACCUUGUUUUUCUGGUUCUGGUCACAGUUAUGGUACACGUAACCUUUCAAUUCUGACCUAUUUUAUCCAUUAGGCUAAGCAUUUGUUUGAUUUACCCCAGGUCACGUAUUUCAAUGAGUGUAGUAAUUUCUUAUUUUUCAGUGUCUUUCUGGUUAAAUUUGUUUAGUUUUUUUGGUAUUGAUCCAUUACAUCAAUAAAGCAAAGUUGAAACCUGGACGCAGCUGAAAUAUUAAAGUACUCCACAUGACCAAAUAAGGAGAGAGAUGUGACUUUACGCAAAACCACUCAUGUGCAGUGGAAAUUCAGCCUUAGAGCUUAGUGUUGAUGCUGUGUGUGAACGGAUAUACAGUAAGUGAAUCAAGAGAAGCAAGACAGAAAAACCUGAUUAUCACAUCAUUUUUAAUAAAGUACCCAAAUACGUACACAUAAUAAGUAAUGAUGUUUUCAAUGCAAAGCAGAAUAAAAUCAGGAAAUUUAGCCGUUCAAUGUUUUAAUUAGUUCAAUUUUCCAGGGACAAA
Molecule: messenger RNA, 3296 nt
Organism: Cololabis saira (Pacific saury)
Lineage: Eukaryota; Metazoa; Chordata; Actinopteri; Beloniformes; Belonidae
Product: seipin-like
Exons: 1
Coding region: 296-1516 (406 amino acids)
Biological process (GO): lipid storage; lipid droplet organization
Cellular component (GO): endoplasmic reticulum membrane
Source: RefSeq, a predicted model, not a curated record